AUGGGAGAGACUUGGCUGGGUUCCUGAUCUCCACCUCCUGCAGCCCCACCUCCCCGCUCCCCCUUAACUGCUGGCCAGGCCAGCGGUGGGGCCACCAUUCCCAUCCGCAUCCCUGUCCCUGUCCACAUCAUGCUCCGGUUGCUGCUGCUUUGCGGGGCCCUGGGCUGCGGGGCAGACCACGCAGCCCCACUCGCCUUCACCAUGCUGCAGCGGACCCGCAUCUCCCAAGGCAACUCUCUCUUCUGGGGGAAUGCCAGCCUGGAUGGGCAGCUCAGCCAUCUCUUGGAUGGGCUUAAUGUCACCCAGGUGCUGCCACUGGAGCCCCCAGAUGCCUGGGCCAGGCGACAGAGAGAGGUGACCUCCUACCUGAACUACUUCAGCCAGCUGGUGAAGCUCUUCAACAAGGAGAGGCCCAUCAACUACACCCAGAGCCUGCGCUGCCACCUGGGCUGCCGCCUCUUCCCCAACGGCAGCGCCUACAGCUUCUACGAGGUGAGCCUCAACGGCACAGCUUUCCUCAGCUUCCACGUCCCCAACGCCACCUGGCAGCGGCGCUGGCCCGGCCGGCACGCCGUGGCUGACUACGCCCAGAAGGAGCUGAUGAAGUACCCCAUGACCACCCAAGCCCUCCAGCACUUCCUCAACACCACCUGCGUUGGCAUCCUGCGAACUCAGAGUGCCAGGACUGGAAAGCAGAGCACUCGGUCGCACGCCCCGCUGGUGCUGGGCCUGAUCCUGGGGACCUUGGCCCUGCUGGGCAUGGCCGUGGGCAUCUUCUUGUGCACAGGAGGGAGCUGCUAGCGGAGCCGAUGCCCCACAUCACCUCGUGGAGACAGAGGAUGGACCCCACCAGCACAGAAUCACAGAGAAUCACA
Messenger RNA from Dryobates pubescens (Downy woodpecker), 875 nucleotides. It is a transcript of the gene PROCR, whose product is annotated as protein C receptor. Gene Ontology annotation, biological process: negative regulation of coagulation. Gene Ontology annotation, molecular function: signaling receptor activity. NCBI's taxonomy places the organism in Eukaryota, Metazoa, Chordata, Aves, Piciformes, Picidae. The record is from RefSeq and is a predicted model, not a curated record. The transcript is spliced from 4 exons.